UUAGGGAGGGUUUGGGUUUUGGAGAAUGGAGAAGAAGAUGAAGGGAGCAGCAACGACAUCAUUAUCAUGGUGGGGUUGCAUGGCAGUGGCAUGCAUGGUGGGAAUGUUGGUAAUGGCAAAGCAUGCAAAGGGAGUGUCAUGUGGUGAUGCAGUGAACGCGCUGAUACCGUGUGGGUCGUACCUGAUCGGAGACGGGGCUGAAGAUCCGAGCGCGCAGUGCUGUGCGAGUGCGCAAGGGUUGAAAAAGAUGGCUAAAACGGUGGAGGCAAGAAGGGAGCUUUGUCAGUGUUUCAAGGAUACUGGACCUUCUUUUGGAGUUAACCCAAAGAGAGCUAAAAAUUUGCCAUCUUUUUGCAAGCUCAACCUUACUAUUUCUAUCAACUCUAAUGUCAACUGCUCCAUGAUUGGAUGAAGCAUGGAAGAUGGAUGGAAUGGAAAGGAGUUAGAGUUACAAGAGAACUAGAAUAUUUGGAAGUUCAUGCUCUUCUGCUCUAAUUAUCUGUGUGUCUUUAGUUACUAUCAUGCAUGUAUUAUGUUUGAGUGACGAUGUAGUUUGGUCUCUAUGUUUAAU
Messenger RNA from Dioscorea cayenensis subsp. rotundata (Guinea yam), 571 nucleotides. RefSeq names its product non-specific lipid-transfer protein-like. Gene Ontology annotation, molecular function: lipid binding. Lineage: Eukaryota; Viridiplantae; Streptophyta; Magnoliopsida; Dioscoreales; Dioscoreaceae. Gene Ontology annotation, cellular component: membrane. The record is from RefSeq and is a predicted model, not a curated record. The coding region runs from base 26 to 412 and encodes 128 amino acids. The transcript is spliced from 2 exons. Gene Ontology annotation, biological process: lipid transport.